GUGCAGAGUGCCUGGCACCCUCCCGGCCACCUGUGGCCUUGGUCCUGUGGGGGUCUGUCCCCAAAGCCUUUGGCCAGGGCCAGGCUGGGGAUGGUUCUGAGAGCCAGCAGUGACCUCUGGGCCUGGGGCACGGCCGUGCCUGACAGGGAGUGCCAGGGACACCAGCAGCAUCCCGAGUGAUUUGUGCAGCUGGGUGCUGCCAGGGACAGGGCAAGGGUUCCCUAAAGACACCGCUCACGCAUCCUGGUUUGCCCUUUGCCCCAGCUGUAGCUUCUGGCAGCACCUUCCCAUAUCUCCUAACGGAGAGAUCGAUUAGAUCCUGAGAAUGGGACUUCCUAUUUCUUCCCAGUGUGGACAGGAUCUGUUACCCACCCCCACCCCACCCUGGGUGGGGACCUCACCUGUGGCCACUGGGGCUGGGCUCACAAGGACGGAGUUUGACCCCACUGCCUCCAGGUUCGUGACCCUGGACUUUGAGAGGGCUGUGAGCAGAGGGAGCUCCUCCCAAGUGUCCUCCCCCACAUUCCCGUGCCCUUUCUAGACCCCUGUGCUGCACUAUGCUGCCCCGCUUUGCCUGGGUGGGGCAGCCUGUGGGCUGUGCCCCCCGCACGCAGGGGCAGCCUGGACCCUCUGAGAGAGGGUCAGACACUGUCACUCGAGGGUGAAUGGGGUGACACUGAGUCUGUGGCUGGGCUCGGCUGAUGGGGACGCGCGCUGGGCCCCGCAGCACGUCGUGGAUGUGGCUGCUGGCUGCGACCACCCGCUCUGUCCCUCCUUCUGCAGGGUCAGGCCAGCGCUGGGGAAGGACGCCGGGGGUCCAGGCCCACAGCCCGUGCACGCUCCCCGAUGGUGCCACCCCGCACCGCCAGCUCUGCCCCCGCAGCAGCGGCUGCACCGGGCCUUGGUGCUCCUGCCAGGCUGGGGGGCGGGCGGGGGGAAAGCUCAUCCCAGGGUCUGUCGCCGCCCUGAACCCCAUGGCCACUUAAUCCUUCACCCAUUAACUUGGACUAAUAAACCUCGUGGGAGCGAGAGGCUAAAAGCCGUGCUCGCACCAGCGCCGUCCCCGCCAGUGCCGCUCCUGCUGCCCGCCAUGGCAGGCGGCUUCUUCAUCAGCAAGACCGUGGGCAUUGUGGCCAUUGUGCUGGGCCUGGGGGCUGUGGCCACCAUCAUUGCACUCUCGGUGGUGUACGCCCAGGAAAAGAACAAGGGGGUAUCAGAUGUGGGCACCAGCACCACAGCCAGCCCGGGCACCAGCACCACGGCCCGCCCGGGCACCAGCACCACAGCCCGCCCGGGCACCAGCACCACAGCCCGCCCAGGCACCAGCACCACAGCCCGCCCGGGCACCAGCACCACGGCCCGCCCGGGCACCAGCACCACAGCCCGCCCGGGCACCAGCACCACAGCCCGCCCAGGCACCAACACCACGGCCCGCCCGGGCACCAGCACCACAGCCCGCCCGGGCACCAACACCACCACCCCUGCUCCCAACAACCCCUGGAACCAAUGGAGGUUGCCAGCCACGCUGAAGCCGGAGUUCUACGAGGUGUCCCUGCAGCCCUUCCUGAAGCCCGAUGCCAACAACAUGUACAUCUUCAAGGGCAACAGCAGUGUGGUCUUCACGUGUGAGAAGGCCACCGACCUCAUCCUCAUCCACAGCAAGAAGCUGAACUACACCAUGCAAGGCUCCUUCCAUGCCACCUUGCGGGCAGAGGGUGGUGGCAAUGCCCCUGCCAUCUCCCGCACCUGGCUGGAGACUCCCACCGAGUACCUGGUGGUGCAGCUGGGCGCUCCCCUGCAGCAGGGCCAGCGGUACCGGCUGUCCAGCAGCUUCACCGGGGAGCUGGCCGAUGACCUGGCUGGCUUCUAUCGCAGCGAGUACACGGAUGAGGCAGGCAACAAGCAGGUGGUGGCCACCACGCAGAUGCAGGCGGCUGACGCACGCAAAGCUUUCCCCUGCUUCGACGAGCCGGCCAUGAAAGCCAACUUCACAGUGACGCUGAUCCACCCGUCCGGCUAUGGGGCCAUCUCCAACAUGCCUGCCAAAAACACCAGGGAGCAGGUGAUUGAUGGAGCGAUCUGGAAUGUCACUGAGUUUGACACCACUCCCCGGAUGUCCACGUACCUGCUGGCCUUCAUUGUCAGCCAGUUCACCAGCGUGGGGAGAAUAUCGAACAACACACUGAUUCGUAUUUGGGGCCGCCCCAAAGCCAUCAAAGAGGGCCAGGGUGACUACGCGCUCAAUGUCACUGGUCGCAUCCUCAACUUCUUUGAGAAGCAUUACAACACGUCCUACCCGCUCCCCAAGUCUGACCAGGUUGGCCUCCCCGAUUUCAAUGCGGGCGCGAUGGAGAACUGGGGGCUGGUGACCUACCGGGAGAACUCGCUGCUCUUCGACGCCGUGUACUCCUCCAUCGGCAACAAGGAGCGGGUGGUGACCGUCAUCGCCCACGAGCUGGCACACCAGUGGUUCGGGAAUUUAGUGACGCUGCGGUGGUGGAACGACCUGUGGCUGAACGAGGGCUUCGCCUCGUACGUGGAGUACCUGGGUGCCGACUCUGCUGAGCCCUCCUGGAACAUCAAAGACCUGAUGGUGCUGAACGAGCUGCAUGCCGUGAUGGCGACAGACGCCCUGGCCAACUCCCACCCGCUCUCCUUCCGCGAGGAGGAGAUCAACACCCCAGCCCAGAUCAGCGAAGUCUUUGACAGCAUCUCCUACAGCAAGGGAGCAUCGGUGCUGCGCAUGCUCUCGAGCUUCCUUAGCGAAAACGUCUUCAAGGAGGGGCUGCAGUCCUACCUCCACACCUUCUCCUACAGCAACACCAUCUACACUGACCUCUGGGUCCAUCUGCAAGAGGCGGUGAAGAACAACCACGUCCAACUGCCUGACACUAUCAGCAACAUCAUGGACCGCUGGACGCUGCAGAUGGGCUUCCCUGUGGUGACUGUUGACACCCAGAGGGGCACCGUCAGACAGACCCAUUUUCUGCUGGAUCCCACAUCUUCUGUGGACAGACCCUCUGUCUUCAACUACACCUGGAUCAUCCCCAUCACCUGGAUGACAGACAGUGGCCCCGGGAACGGCAUCUACUGGCUGACCAAAGUCACAGACACCACCACCAGCUUCAGGGUCACCAGCCCCAACUGGCUCCUGCUGAACCUCAAUGUCACUGGGUACUUCCGUGUCAAUUACAACCAGGAGAACUGGGACCAGCUCCUCAAGCAGCUUGACGCCAACCACAUGGUCAUCCCUGUGAUCAACCGUGCCCAGAUCAUUGAUGACGCCUUUAACCUGGCCAGGGCCAAGUACGUCAACGUGACCUUGGCUCUGAACACGACGCGGUUCCUGAGCCAGGAGACGGAAUACAUGCCCUGGCAGGCAGCGCUCAACAGCCUCCAGUACUUCCAGCAGAUGUUUGACCGCAGCGAGGUCUUUGGGGCCAUGUCGAAAUACAUGCACAAGCAGGUGACCCCUCUCUUCAACCACUACAAGAACAUCACCAAUAACUGGAAGGAUAUCCCCAGUGGCCUGAUGGCCCAGUACAACGAGGUCAAUGCCAUCAGCACCGCCUGCUCCUACGGCGUCACUGACUGCCAGAAUCUGGCCGCCAGCUACUUGCAGCAGUGGAAGAAGGGCCCCACCAACCCGGUCCCCCCGAACCUGCGCUCAGCCAUCUACUGCAGCAUGGUGGCCACGGGCGGGGAGGAUGCCUGGGACUUCCUCUGGGAGAAGUUCAAGAACGCCAGUGUGGUGUCUGAGGCUGACAAGCUCCGCACAGCCCUCUCCUGCAGCCCCCACCCCUGGAUCCUCAACCGGUACCUGCAGUACGCACUCGACCCCACAAAGAUCCGGAAGCAGGAUGCCACCUCCACGAUCAACAGCAUUGCCAGCAACGUCGUGGGGCAGUCCCUGGCCUGGGACUUCAUCCGUGGCAACUGGAGGACACUCUUCACCCAGUAUGGGGGCGGCUCCUUCUCCUUCUCCCGGCUGAUUUUAUCGGUGACCCAGCGCUUCUCCUCAGAGUUUGAGCUGCAACAGCUGGAGCAGUUCAAGAAGGACAACCAGGACAUCGGGUUUGGGUCGGGGACACGGGCGCUGGAGCAGGCGCUGGAGCGGACCCGCGCUAACAUCAUCUGGGUGAAGGAGAACCAGGCCACGGUGCUGGAAUGGUUUGAGAACGAGAUCAAGAGCAGAUAACAGGAGCCCCACGGUGCUGGAAUGGGUUGAGAACGAGAUCAAGAGCAGAUAACAGGAGCCUGCACUUCCCUGGCCACCAGGACGGGCCCUCGGCCUCUCCCGACUCCCUCACCCCCGGACCCCCGGACCCUCGGCCGCUGCCGACCACUCACUCCAUCCCCCGCACUGCCAGGGAGGGGCUGACGCCUGCAUGAUGGGCACUGGGAACUUGGGGGAUUGGCAGGGGCGGUCGGGCUGGUGUGCUCUGGGCUGUAAAUAAAAACCCGCCCGGUUUGCAGGGGCA
Molecule: messenger RNA, 4481 nt
Organism: Taeniopygia guttata (zebra finch)
Lineage: Eukaryota; Metazoa; Chordata; Aves; Passeriformes; Estrildidae
Source: RefSeq, a predicted model, not a curated record